Molecule: messenger RNA, 1148 nt
Organism: Pseudophryne corroboree (corroboree frog)
Lineage: Eukaryota; Metazoa; Chordata; Amphibia; Anura; Myobatrachidae
Product: protein Shroom3-like
Exons: 2
Coding region: 616-915 (99 amino acids)
Biological process (GO): actin filament organization
Cellular component (GO): adherens junction; apical junction complex; cortical actin cytoskeleton
Molecular function (GO): actin filament binding
Source: RefSeq, a predicted model, not a curated record
UUUACUGUCUAACACUUUCACUUCCUCUGCUAGGAGAAAAUCCACCUGCGUUUCAGUUUGAUUUGCUCAUAAAUCCUGCAAGAUUUCCUACUGUACAGAAAAGACGUCACAUUCACAGCACUAGUGGACAUUCCAAGAUCUGUGGCAUGGACUGCACUGCAGGAGAAAAUUAAUGCUCACUCACAAGAAAACAGUGCAGCUUGGAAAAGGAGAGAUCUCAUUCUUUGAAUGCAAUGAACUGAAAAGAUAGACUAUUGUAAUGUAAUGGUAAGUCUGGGGUAGCUAGAGAAGCAGCAUCAUCAGUCAAAAACAAACAUUACUUUACAUGUCACACGUUCUGCAGCAACGGUCUCAAAAGUUCCUUGUUUUUGCAUGUACAGUAUGAAGCUAAUUGGACAUGUAAAAUAAAGUCAUUGGUAAACGGCGAGCACCACUCAAAAGACAAGCCUAGUUUUUUAAUCAACUGCUAAGAUAGUUACCUAAGAGGAUUGUGUUGUGUCCUGCAUUAUUUCCCAGAACAGGAGCAAAUGUGGGAUCUUGGAACUAUGCAUGCUGUUUGGUUAUAAAGAAUAGAUGAGAACUGACAAUGUCGAUUGAGUGACACUGACAGAGAACAUGGAUCGGAGGCCAUCCUCUGCACAGUCAACUGUCACAUCCAUAUACAUACAAGCAACACUACAGGGAGGAGCUCCGUGGGGAUUUACUCUACAAGGCGGACUAGAGCAUGGAGAACCACUAACCAUCUCCAAGAUUGUGGAAGGAGGUAAAGUGAAUGUGCAGAAGUCCCGACUUCAAGUGGGAGAUGAAGUGGUUAGAAUCAAUAAUGUGGAACUGAGCAGUUCAAGAAGGGAAGCCGUCUCACUUGUGAAAGGAUCAUACAAAAGCCUCCAGCUGGGUGUACGGAGGUACAAAUGAAACAAAUAUUUACUUGACAUUAUUUAUCACAUGCCUUUUCCUGCGUUGAUAUCCCUGAUACUAUCACCACUGACUGAAGGCUUGUCCUGUUGUGCACAGCUACUUUUAUGAACUUUUUUGGCUUUAUAUACAACUUGUUGCUGUACAUACUUUGUUUUGAAAGAGAAAAAUUAUGUUUAAAAAAAAAUGAUCACAAUAUUUACAUAAAAAGUAGUUUGCCUUUCAUGUUAUUC